CCACUGAAACCAGUUAGUAGAAGAAAAUUUUGUUCAGAGGAAACUAAGACCGACGCCGACGUCACGAUGGCUGCGAUUUGAUUAUUUCGAAUGCACAUACUAGUACUUAGAUUAAUAAACGUGAACGCAAUCCGUGGCCCUGCCUGCCGCCGGGUCGCUGACGGCACGGCAGCACCUGCCUGCACCUGUGGCAGAUAAUAUCGGGACCAAUUUUUAGUUAAACUUUAGUUCCGACUUACGAAUCGGAUAUUCCGUUAUUCUGUUACGCUAAAAACUAAACUGUACAGAGUGUUAAAAAUUGCUAAAUGCGAAACGAGCUGGCGAAGAGUACAAAGAUUAAAAUUGAAGAAAAGCUAACUAGCCCGCCGAGUAUCGUAUAGUGAUAGUCUAGUGUUGAAUAAACAAGUGAAAAAUAUAAAAUAUAUGUAUACACAAGUAAAAAAUACGAAACGAAAUCCCACUCUUUUGCAACCAUUAAGCAGUGAUUCGCGCGAAAACAAAUACUAAACUGAACUUGUAUCAAGUACGUUCAAAUUGGCAUCGAAAUUGGAACAACCAAUACACCAAUCAGCAAUCAUGAUGCUAACAACUGAACACAUAAUGCAUGGGCAUCAUCCCCACUCUUCGGUCGGUCAGAGUGCGUUGUUCGGAUGCUCCACUGCGGGUCAUAGUGGUAUUAAUCAGUUAGGCGGCGUCUAUGUAAAUGGCCGUCCACUGCCCGACUCAACGCGUCAAAAGAUAGUCGAGCUGGCUCACUCGGGCGCUCGUCCAUGUGAUAUUUCGAGAAUACUUCAAGUUUCAAAUGGCUGCGUAAGCAAAAUAUUGGGCAGAUACUAUGAAACGGGAUCAAUCAAACCUCGAGCAAUAGGUGGUUCCAAACCACGAGUAGCUACAACGCCGGUCGUACAAAAAAUUGCAGAUUACAAGCGGGAAUGUCCCAGCAUAUUUGCUUGGGAAAUUCGAGAUCGACUACUUUCGGAGCAAGUUUGCAAUAGUGAUAACAUUCCAAGUGUUUCAUCUAUAAAUCGAGUCUUGCGCAAUUUGGCAUCGCAAAAGGAGCAGCAAGCGCAGCAGCAAAACGAGUCUGUCUAUGAAAAGCUCCGCAUGUUCAAUGGACAAACCAGUGGUUGGGCAUGGUAUCCAAGCAACACAACGGCACACUUGGCCCUACCGCCAACACCAACGGCCCUGCCGACGCCAACGAAUUUAUCUGGACAAAUUAACCGGGACGAAGUUCAAAAGCGAGAUAUAUAUCCCGGUGAUGUAUCUCACCCCUCGCACGAGAGUACGUCAGAUGGCAAUUCCGAUCACAAUUCAUCUGGAGACGAGGACUCUCAAAUGCGGCUACGGCUGAAAAGAAAACUUCAGCGCAAUCGAACCUCUUUUACCAAUGAACAAAUUGACAGCCUGGAGAAAGAAUUUGAGCGAACACAUUACCCGGACGUAUUUGCGCGAGAGAGACUUGCUGAAAAAAUUGGUUUGCCAGAGGCACGUAUUCAGGUAUGGUUCUCUAACCGGAGGGCCAAGUGGCGGCGAGAGGAAAAGAUGCGCACUCAAAGGCGGUCCGCAGAUAAUGUAGGUGGCAGUAGCGGUAGAGCCAGCACAAAUAAUCAACCAAGUACAGCUGCAUCUUCCUCCGUCACACCGUCGAGCAACUCGACGCCCGGUAUUGUUAGCUCAGCGGGCAACGGCAUUGGUUCGGAAGGAGCAUCGUCAGCUAUAAUCAGCAACAACACCCUACCCGAUACAUCCAAUGCCCCAACUGUUCUCGGAGGUGACGCCAAUGCCACGCAUACAAGCUCGGAAAGCCCACCACUUCAAGCUGUAGCACCGCGCAUACCCCUAAACGCUGGCUUCAAUGCUAUGUACUCCUCUAUCCCGCAGCCCAUAGCAACGAUGGCAGAAAAUUACAACUCAAUGACCUCUUCGUUAGGCUCGAUGACGCCCACAUGCCUGCAACAAAGGGACAGCUAUCCCUAUAUGUUUCACGAUCCGCUGUCUCUAGGAUCUCCGUAUGCUCCGCCCCACCAUCGAAACGCACCGUGCAAUCCAGCAGCUGCACACCAACAACCUCCUCAACACGGAGUUUAUGGUAACAGUUCUUCAAUGACAUCGAACACAGGUGUUAUCUCUGCCGGUGUGUCUGUUCCCGUGCAGAUAUCAACGCAGAAUGUAUCAGAUCUAGCGGGUAGUAAUUACUGGCCGCGUCUUCAGUGAUCGUCAAUUUUUAAUUUGCCUUCUGCGCUCCUAUCCAAGGCAGCAGCCGCCGCGGUAGCAGUUGCUUCCGUACAUGCAGUUGAGGAGCAGGAUAAGUAUCAACAAGCGCAUUCGGUUGUUAGUGAGGAAGCUACAAACACCAGCGAUAUCAAUAGCCCACCAAAUUUUAUUCCACAAAUGGCACUAUGUUCACACCUGAAGAUGAGCAUGGGUGCGAAGAAGGGUAUGGGUAUGAUGAAAAUGGGUGUAUGCAUUUCACUUAGUGAAGUUAUAUCAGGUCAAGCUCUUACGCGUCCAACAUCGCUAUCCGCAUCAGUGUCUACAACAUCACCGAUUUUUGAUCCGGAUGGUCUUGGUCCUGAUCUUGACGCGAGCCACAUCCAGACUGUCAAUUGCAAAUAAUAUAACAAAUGAGCAACUCGACACAAUGCCAUUCCCUAUCUCUUUCCCGGCUUAGGCGAUACACAUAUUGAGUAGAUCAGAUCAGUGCCCUAGUACAUCUAUUAUUUUUGGAAACGCAAUUUACAUACAUAAAUACAUAUAUAGUUGCAUAAAUAGGAUACUAUUCAACUAACUAAGCAGAGUUAUUCAGUUACGUACAUAUGGAUGUACAUAUUUAUUUUAAUUUAUGAAAAUUCAUCAAAUUU
Molecule: messenger RNA, 2864 nt
Organism: Drosophila persimilis
Lineage: Eukaryota; Metazoa; Arthropoda; Insecta; Diptera; Drosophilidae
Gene: toy
Product: paired box protein Pax-6
Exons: 9
Coding region: 577-2217 (546 amino acids)
Biological process (GO): anatomical structure development; regulation of transcription by RNA polymerase II
Molecular function (GO): RNA polymerase II cis-regulatory region sequence-specific DNA binding; DNA-binding transcription factor activity, RNA polymerase II-specific
Source: RefSeq, a predicted model, not a curated record